Penicillium malachiteum is the source of this 1284-nucleotide messenger RNA. RefSeq names its product TFIIH complex kinase subunit CCL1. Bases 1 to 1284 code for a protein of 427 amino acids. The transcript has 2 exons. The record is from RefSeq and is a predicted model, not a curated record. Lineage: Eukaryota; Fungi; Ascomycota; Eurotiomycetes; Eurotiales; Aspergillaceae. Gene Ontology annotation, cellular component: transcription factor TFIIK complex; nucleus. Gene Ontology annotation, biological process: regulation of cyclin-dependent protein serine/threonine kinase activity; regulation of transcription by RNA polymerase II. Gene Ontology annotation, molecular function: cyclin-dependent protein serine/threonine kinase regulator activity.
AUGAUUGAAGAUGACAUUUACCGGACCUCAUCACAAUUCCGACUAUGGUCCUAUACCGAAGCUUCCCUCAAAGAGCUUCGCGCCAAGACCAAUGCGAUUGCCAGCGAGCGUGCUCGAGCUGCGAUACGGCGGGCGCCUUCAGCCCAGCCAUCCACCACGUCCUCCGCGGCGGGGACACCGCAGCCAGGGAGUGACGGGGAGACCAAGAAAACAGAGGAAAAGGCAAAGGCAAUUGACUGUUUGACACCGGAAGAAGAGCUUGUCUUUGUUCGAUACUAUUGCGAGAAAACACUGGAGCUGGGCGAGACAUACAAACCACCACUACCAACGAUGGUCCGAGCGACUGCAAUUCAAUAUCUCCGCCGAUUUUAUCUUACCAAUUCCCCUAUGACCCAUCAUCCAAAAUCCAUCAUGGCCUGCGCACUCUUUCUCGCUACAAAGACAGACAACUACUACAUGUCUCUUCAACAAUUCGCCGAGGGCAUCCCAGGAAACACAUCGGCAGAGGAGGUCAUUUCACCCGAAUUCCUCAUCAUGCAAGGCCUGCGCUUCACCUUUGACGUUAGACACCCAUUCCGCGGCCUAGAAGGCGGCAUCAUGGAACUCUCAGCGAUCGCCCAAGGACAAGCUCCUCCAGCACCACAUAUCCCAAAUAAAUCACCCCAGCAACUCCUACAACAACUUCAAUCCAUUGCGCCUCCCCCAGUUGCUUGUUCCUCGAUCGCAGACCGUAUCGCCCGUGCCCACGGCACAACUCGCGAAACACUCAAAUGCGCCGCCCAGAUGACGGACGCUUACUUCCUCUACACACCUUCCCAGAUAUGGCUCUCUGCUUUCCUUCUCGCUGAUCGACCACUCGCUGAAUUCUACCUUGACACUAAACUUGGUGGUCCACUUACGCAAACUACCAAUACAGACCAAUCUGAUCUGCAGAACCCGCUCUACGAACUGCGCGUAAAACUACUCAAUGUUCUGACUGAAUGUUCUGCACUCCUCCACUCAUAUACUCCGCUUUCCGAAGAUCCAGAUCAGAUGAAGGAUUUGAAACGCAUUGCGAAGAAGUUGUUCUAUUGCCAGAACCCCGAGGGGAAGAGUACGAAGCGGGAUUCUGCUCAGUCGCAGGCCGUUGCAGCAGCAGCAGCUACCGACUCGGGACAGGUUACGUCGGAGAGUGAAUCAGAGCGAUUAGCGAAGAAGCGGAAGCUGGAGCAGGAGCAAAAGUUAAAAACUAAUGGUUCGGAUAUUUUUGGUCCUGAGUUGGUUGCUGAUCGAACUAAGCAGUGA